This is a messenger RNA of Actinia tenebrosa (Australian red waratah sea anemone), 1284 nucleotides long. Its product is annotated as UBA-like domain-containing protein 2. Lineage: Eukaryota; Metazoa; Cnidaria; Anthozoa; Actiniaria; Actiniidae. The record is from RefSeq and is a predicted model, not a curated record. Gene Ontology annotation, molecular function: protein binding.
AAGUCUUGGAGUUCGGUUUCGAUUUAGAUAUCAACACAAGAUUGAUUGUGUGUUUUGGUCACCAAAAAAUACUAAAAGAACCCAAAUUUUACCACGAUGGACACACUUCGAGAAGAAGUAAUGGUAAAUCAGUUCGUAAUGGUUGCAGGGUGCGCUAGAGAACAAGCUUGGCAGCUUUUACAAGCCAAACAUUGGGAUUUUCAGACUGCCCUUAGUACGUUCUUUCAAGAGGCUGCUAUUCCUACUCAUUCUAAUCAUUCGCUCGUCACUCCAGCUAAUACACCAGCAACUCCACCAAACUUCCCUGAAGCUCUUAUUGCCUUCUCCAAGCUUCGUGCGUCUGAAAAAGCACAACAAUCUUCCAACCAAAAUACCAACGAGCCAGUUAGAUGAUGGCACAGUUGCGCAACGGAGGUUAUUCCUCAGACUUGACAAGCUUAUUAUUCCUCGGAUAAAAUUUAAAAGUUAUGGAAUAUCUAUAUUAUAAACUGCUCCAAAGCUGGCCAUUUUUAUAAUUCUCAAGUCAAGCAAUCAAAAGGGUUACAGGAUCGCAAGAAAGCGGAGUUUGUUUUGUGUCGAGUUUGCCGAGCGUACCAAAAGCACCGGUGAAACGAAAACAAAACAUCGCGAUCAAGCAAGGAGGGAGAAUAUACGUUGUGAAGCGGAAAGAGAAGCAGUGGCAAAAGAGACAGAGUUUUAACACCCUUUCUUGUUUCAACUACACUUAAAUCACGAAUAUAUAAAGGGUAAACUAAAGCUAGUAGUGGCUAGUUCUUCUAGCAAAGUCGAGGUUUGUUGUGCAAAAUAUCGUCAUACAACCAGGCAUGUUAUAAAAGAGGCAUAAUUAAUUCAUAUUUUCUAUACAAUACUAUUUUAGUAGAUCUCUGUAACAAAUUUAAUAUGAUCGUAGGAAUCUGUCUUGUUAGAAUAACUGUAAACGCAAACAAAGCGAAAUUUCGAAUUCUCGAACGUUUUGAUCGCGCGCAGCUAGCUAAAAACAAAAAUAUUAAUGACGUAAUAAUAUUGCAGAAAGUUCAGAUCUGAUUCAAAACAUCUUGUUCAGUUAAGAAGUAAGCUUUUAUAUUUGAAAUAUGACGUUUCUUCAUGUGAAGAGAAAAAUGAAAAAAUGCUUGAACUCUGUCUCGAAAUGGUAUUUAUAAAUAUUGAUCAAUUUUCUAUGUUCAUGGACAUUCAAAAUGGAUCUGAAAAACGUCGAUUUGUUGCAGGAGAACCCAACUAGCUUAGUUACUACGGUUUGUAAAUAAAUACGUUUUGAAAUAUAAA